UUCCGCCGAUGUACCAUGAAUUUCAUUCAGUCAGUUCAUUAAUGUGACUGAUUAAAUGCGGUUCGAUAUUCGAUGAGUUAACCUGCGUGGCGUGUUGUUUUAUUUGUGCAUUGUUAAUAAUAACCAAAUUUUGUGUUAAUAUCAGAAAAUUGGAUUGUGGUGGGUGUGAAGCAAAUAAAGCGAAAAUGAUUGUCCUUUAUCUGAUAAGUGCAGUUGCUGCGAUAUUGUUCAUGAAAUUUUAUCUGUAUAAACGAAGAAUGAUGAAAUACGUUGGACAUUUGCCUGCUCUGCCGGAAAUACCAAUAGUUGGAUCUGGUCUUUAUUUUAUUGGGAAAAAUACAAUCGAGAUCAUGGAUACGCUUUGCAUUACCACCGAACUGCUGGACACACCAUGCAGAUUUUGGCUCGGUCCUUUUUUGGCUGUUUUUCUGGGCAAACCAGAAGAUGUUCAAACUGUACUGCUAUCGCCGAAAUGUCUGGAAAAGCCCUACAUUUAUCGCUUUAUGGAUGUCAAUCUAGGAUUAUUUACUGCACCCAUACAUGUAUGGAAACCACAGCGGAAGCUUUUGAAUCCGACGUUUAAUAAUAAAAUUUUGCUGUCGUUCAUUCCCAUUUUCAACGAAAGAUCACAAGUUUUGGUUGAAACAUUAGGGAAAAGGGUGGGCGAAAAGGCGUUUGAUAUUAGCAAACAGUUCCUUGCUUGUACGUUGGAAAUGGUUUGUGCAACAACUAUUGGUUACGAUUUUGACUUUCAAGGCAGCAAAAAUGUGGAAUUGCUGGAUGCAAUGGAAUCUCAAUCUUCGCUAAUUGCAAAUCGAAUGACAAAAUUCUGGUUACAUCCGGAUUGGUUUUACAAAUGGACUGAUGAUUACAAGAGCUAUCGACAUGGUACUGCCAUUGUCUACGACAUUCCAAAAGCCAUAAGAAAACGUAAGCUACUGGAAUUCGACGAGAAUUAUUUCAAGAACCACAAAGAGCUGAAAGAAGACGAAUUCUAUUCAACGCCGCAAAUAUUUAUCAACGAACUGUUGAAAUUGCACCAAAAAAAUCUGAUUGACGAGCAAACGCUUGACGAUCAAAUUGUGACCGUAUUAGUUGGUGGCAAUGAAACGUCAGCUCUCUCCAUGUCAAACAUUAUGUUAAUGUUGGCCAUGCAUCCGGAAGUACAGGAAAAAGCUUUCCAGGAGAUUAAAGAUUGUCACGAGACUCAAACGUCUCCAUCUGAUGCUGAAAUUUUGGCAAAAUUGGAUUACCUUGAAAUGUGCAUCAAAGAAGCAAUGAGACUGUUUCCAGUUGCACCAUUUUUGGGCCGUCAGAAUAUGGAGGAUAUCCAGCUGAGCAAUUGCACAAUUCCGAAGGGUACAAUGCUAGUAUUGUCAUGUCAUUACUUACAUCGCAAUAAAGAAGUGUGGGGACCAAAUGCUGACAAGUUUGAUCCGGAUAAUUUUCUACCGGAGAAGGUCGCUUCGAGACACGCAUACUCGUACCUACCGUUUUCAGGUGGUGGAAGAAAUUGCAUCGGAAUCAAAUACGCCUGGUUAUCGAUGAAGAUCAUGCUGGCUGCGAUUAUGAGACAAUACAAAUUUUCCACACAUCUUAAGCUUGAGGACAUCGUCACAAAAUUUGAGGUAACGUUGAAAAUAGAUAAUUGUCAUAUGGUGACCGUUGAAAGGCGAGAAAAGUAUUAAUGAUUGUAUGUAGUGGCAUAAUCUAGGUGAACAAA
Bradysia coprophila is the source of this 1723-nucleotide messenger RNA. RefSeq lists its product as uncharacterized. The record is from RefSeq and is a predicted model, not a curated record. Lineage: Eukaryota; Metazoa; Arthropoda; Insecta; Diptera; Sciaridae. Gene Ontology annotation, molecular function: heme binding; iron ion binding; oxidoreductase activity, acting on paired donors, with incorporation or reduction of molecular oxygen.